Sphaerulina musiva SO2202 is the source of this 4967-nucleotide messenger RNA. RefSeq lists its product as uncharacterized. The transcript is spliced from 5 exons. The coding region runs from base 1 to 1857 and encodes 618 amino acids. Gene Ontology annotation, molecular function: magnesium ion binding; cobalt ion transmembrane transporter activity; cobalt ion binding. Lineage: Eukaryota; Fungi; Ascomycota; Dothideomycetes; Mycosphaerellales; Mycosphaerellaceae. The record is from RefSeq and is a predicted model, not a curated record.
AUGUCACCUUUCAUCUACAGCCGGGCACUUGACCAACGCACUCGUGGCGGCAUCCCAAGGGCACAGGAGUAUUACGCGUCCGUGGAAGAUAUCAAUGUGCAACACAGUUUCUAUUGCCUGGACGAACCAUCGAGCCUGGAACAACUCGUCCAAUCCGUCCGCUCGAAUGCCACCAAGAACUUUGUUUUGGACUUCAGCGACGAGACCGCUUGGACUGGCAUUGACAUCGAUUCAGGUGGCGUCGCGGCAUUGAUGAAAGCCGAAAGACCAGAAUGCCUGAGAACGCGAUGGCUUAAUAUAUGGUUCCCCACCAAGCAGAAAAAGCUGCUCGAAGUGCUCGCGCAGCAUUAUGACUUCUCUCCCCGCCUUCUAGCAUUGAUGUGCUCUGACCCUAAGCAGUCUCACCAUGAUGAACCAAGAACGAACAUAAACAGGUCCGUCCACACGAUCCCACAUUUGCGCCGAAAAGCAGCGUCGCUCGAGGUCAAUAGCUCUGGCAGCAGCGAUGUAGACGAGCUCUCGGUACAUUCAUCUUCCUCAAGCGGAGGCAGUAUGACGGAAGGCAACCACUUCAAGAUUGCAGCGGAUAUCUGGCACUACGCGUCGAUCGACAUGGGUCGAAGAUAUGUAUGUGCAGGUUUCAAUUCCCUCUAUGGGACGCACGGAGCAACAUUCAACGAUAAUACGUCAGAUGGCGGUGUCGAAGCUCACCUGGAAACAUCCCGUCUUCCGCAUUGCACGAGAGUCUGGACGUGGUUAAUCAUUACGACGGACCAUACCGUCAUCUCCAUUACCGAAGACCCCUUUCCAGACACGGCAGGAGCAUACACGGCUUUGCAACAAAGAAUCCUCAUCGAGACCCGCCGCAAUCCGAUAUACAUUUUUCGCUCCCUGAGCGCAGUUCAGGAGCCACUGCUCGACCCAUUGACAUUAUUGCCCAUUCGCACCCGCCUUGGUUCCUCCCCAGAUGCUCAUCGCAGGUCCGACGCCCCCGGGCUUCUGUAUUAUUACUUGUUUGAAAAUUUCAAAAACUCGUACACCAUGGUGACGAGAAAAGGAAACAGAUAUGGAGUCGAGCUCGCCAACUUGCGAAAAUCCAUGGUGGAGCAACCCACUCUCAAGCACGUCGAUCGUCUUGACCGAAUUGGAAACGAACUCGGGGUCCUACGAAGACAUUAUGACGCGUAUUUACGAAUUAUCGAUCGAUUGCUCGAACCUCAAGAGCACACGUUAGCAAGCCUGCAAAAUAGUCAAGUGGCGGGAUUCGACGACAGCGGAUCCACAGCGACGGUCAGACCGCCAAUGAAUGAUGAGUCCUUGCUUCGAGAAGAUGAGAGCACCUCUGGAGUCAGCCUCUCUUGGGCAGCACUCGUCAGGUUUCGAAGAUUGAGAGAUUUGAUAGACCUCUAUGCAUUGAAGGAAGUGGAGGAGUAUAUGAAACAGAAAGAAAGUUUGCUCGCGAUGGCAAGUAGCUUCUUCAUUCCCACUUCUUUGGACUACAUUCACGUAGAUGACAUGACUCAUGAGGCUGAUGCGGGCUGGCAGAAUCUUUCCCUGGUAGCCUACCAACAGUCUCUACACGUCGAACGACUUACAAGAGCUGCGUUGCUCCUGACAAAGGCUACGAUUCUCUUCCUGCCUGUAUCUUUCAUGACAGGCUACUUCUCCGUACCGCUCGGCCACGUGGAGUAUAGCUUGACCACAUACUGGGUGGCAUUUACAGCUUGCUUCUCAUGCACGUGCGUUCUUCUUUGGCACCCGACCUUCCUCUAUGCUGUGGCUGAGGGCAUUUGGAGUCUCGUCAGACGCAGUGUCUGGUCACGAAUCAUGCGGCUGGCGAAGGCACAAAGAGACUAGGCAACAGCCAGUAAGAGGAUGUUUGACCUUGCAACAGUGUGUAUCCUAGCCAUGGUGAGGCCAGGGAGGAAUAUUUCAGGUGCUGUUCGCCUUGACUGCUCGAAAUAUCGCGCCAACGUAGUCUUUGAUGCCAUGGCCGUGAGACAUCGCAUACAAUAACCUUUCGUUCACUUCGCUGGAAAAGACAGCGCUCAUGAGGUCAUGUUGGGUCUUCUUUCCAGCCUUCGUUGCUCGAUUACCAAUAGGCAAAACGGCCUUUGGCAUGAACCGAGCCAGGUUCCGUAAUACCAAGGCUGCUCGAAGCGGAACACCAGCAGCAUCUCCAUCCUCGUCUUCGAGCAUCGAGAUUCUCGUGAUAUCGCCACUUGUAUUUGUGCCGCCGCCCGGUGGUAGGUUAUGUCUCAGUCUGGACGGGUCCGUCUCUGGCAAAUGAGUCUCCAUGUGUCUCGCAAAGACCCAUGCGCUGGAGACUUUGCUUCUUUCAGGAGCAGUGCACGUAUGCGUGCAAUCCGACCAUUUACAUCUGUAAAUAGCCCGAUCCGUAUUGCUGAAGUCGAAAGAGGCUGUCCAGGAGUGUUCUGCAUCCCCGUUGGUAAGUCCAUUCACGGAUACGGGAGUCGAGCGUGCAGGCACUAUGUCUACAUCCAUCUUGUCCGCCUCUGCCGAGCUCAAUUUCUUGGGAAUCUGCAGAUGACUGGCUAGUAUGUGCUCGUGGAUCUGCUGGCCCGUUCUGAACCACUCGGCACAUUCAAUCUCACGAGUGGUUGGAGCUGAGACAAGCCCGGUAAUGGCAUCCCGGACACCUUCGACUGGAUAAGACAUCCUCCAAUGACAGCGUAUGAGCUCCUUGUCCUUGUCAGCAGCUGUAGAGCCAGCAAGCAUGCCGGUAUCGACAGGAGCUUUUCUCGACUUGAUGCCUUUGAUCACAUAUUUGUUGGAACCGGCCACCUGAGCUGUGGCGCCCUGAAAAGUAUUGCUGACGUUCUUGAUGAAGUCUCCAGCAAUGAGAUGCGGAUGCGUCGCUUGAUGUGGCGCAAAAGUUCCUUGGUAUGCCUGCCAUAAGGAUAUUUGCGUCAUCUCUGCGUUCGGAUCAGACAAGAAGCACAUUCGAAGCCAUUCGGACGAUCUCUCGGGCUCUUCUAGCGUCAAAAGUUCAUGUACGAGUGCCUUUGAUAGUCGGGGCACUGGGGCAACACUGUCGUCGAUCUCUCGGUGCCGGGGUGGUCGUGAUUCCGUGUACUCUCUGGCCGUAAACAACACAAGUCGACUCAGCGAGCGCCCGAGGGCUUCCACAUCUGCCACUCGUACAAGUGUUUCCACAUUGUCUCCGAAUGACGUGUAUUGGCCUAGAAGGUCCAAGCAAGCAGAACGAAGCUCUUCGUCUUCCAGAUGCAAGUAGUCCACAAUGCGGCGCAACAGCGACACAGGAAUGUCCUCUAGGCGCUUGGGUGACGGAUGUGUCAUGGCUAUUCUGCUGAUGGAUCGCAGCGCAGUAGCGAUUGCUCCCCGAUCACACCCCAAUGUGUGUCGUAGCAGACCCUGAUAAACGGCACUGUACGGGCUGACAUCUACGUACUUGAGGACCUGCUCGCUCAGGUCAAGUAUGUGGUGCCGCAGUUCCGACACACUUGCAUGUUCAGGCAGGUUUAACACGACUGCGAUGAGGUCUUGCGCGAGCGGAAGGCGUGAGAGAUAAGCUGCAUUUUCAUCCUGUAGGCUCAUAUUGCGGAGAACGAGACCGGCCUCAGUGACGCGACUCAUCGAGGUGCAGAAUUGAGAGUCGACCACGGUGUCUUCAGACACGAUGGGAAGUCGCGAUCUGAGCUUCUGCAGAAUAUCCGGCGUCCCAUCCAGACCAUUGAGUGUCUCGUCGUCACCAGCGAAGAACUCCUCGUCGUACAUGACAUCCCAAUCAAUGUCGUAGAAGAGGCUCGUCACCUGGAGGGUUUUCUUGAUGAGUGCUUCUGCCAAUCCCGGGAAUUGAUCGAAUCGGUAUUUGUCGCCACGCUCAUGGCUGAUCUUAACAAGAUGAUGGAGCGCGUAUUGUUCCUCUUCUGGCAUGCCACUCUGCAGAGCGAGCUGCGCACGCACAUAUAUGUUCGGCCCAAUGAAUCCGGUCCCUGGUAGCAUGAUAUUCUUAUACUUCUUAGCAAGGGGCCCGGCUCUCGCGUCCAGUUUGCGCUUCCGCUCAUUGCGAUAGUGAUCGGGGUUGUUGGCUGGGGUAUUCACAGGCUUGAGCGAAAGGGGAUAUGCCUGUGGUGGUUCAUACGAUGCCAAUGUGGAAGACGCGCCGUUAGUAGCCGAGGAUGAAUGAGUGACGCCGUUCACGGUGGCUCCAGGUGUCGGCGACGCGCCAGGCGGGUGUGGAUGCGCACGAGCCUGCCGAACUGCACUGGCAUCAGGCUGGAAAAGAACGCGCUGCGGUGGCUGCUGUCUCAGUCCUCUCGUAGUGCGCCCAGUCGCGCUGCCCGGCUCCUCGACAAGCUCUGACUUGACCUCCUUUGGCGUGCGAUGCUCAGGACUGCCAUCGCUCGUCUCGCCGUUGAGCGUCGUUUCUUCUCGCGGCUUCGGCCUCUCAUAGUUGUCCAAAGUGCGCGUCAUCACAUUGCCUCCUUUCGCCGUUACGUCCUCCAGGAUCUGCUUGGGGGGCGGCUCUUGACCCCAAUGGGUGCUGAUCUCGUAUGCACAUAGGUUUUUGUAGUAGACGUUUUUGAUCUGGAAUGCCUGCGCUGCGGUAUACUGGUUCUUGCCGAUGAACUCCUCCGCAAAUCGUCGCCACAUCAACGGUUUGGCCUUGGUGUCUGAACAGAGAUCGUAGCCGCCCUCGCCGACAACGCGCGUAUACAAGUUGAAUAGGUCGACGCGUCGUGGACCGAUCCUGGGCUCGGUCUCGAGAGUGGUUCCUCGUGCUUCGUGGUAGGCGGCCAGUUUCUUCAUGAAUUCAUCUCGUUCCGGCGUCGGUUCGAUGCUCUGGCCGCGCUUGGGAGCCAUGGUGUUGUGCAGGUUGCGCUACACGGAGAAGAUGCGCAGCUAUAGAGAAUGGUCGGCAGGAUUCAGGCGCAUGAUGUGUCGGAGAGUGAGGUUAUGCAGAAGCAAACAGCGGCAAUCAU